Aspergillus melleus is the source of this 1344-nucleotide messenger RNA. Its product is annotated as acid phosphatase PHOa. Gene Ontology annotation, biological process: phospholipid catabolic process. The transcript has 3 exons. Gene Ontology annotation, molecular function: hydrolase activity, acting on ester bonds. Lineage: Eukaryota; Fungi; Ascomycota; Eurotiomycetes; Eurotiales; Aspergillaceae. Bases 1 to 1344 code for a protein of 447 amino acids. The record is from RefSeq and is a predicted model, not a curated record.
AUGAAGUCCUUCGUUGCAGCACUGCUGGCAGCUUCCGUGGCCUAUGCCCGUACUGGGACCGAGAGAAAGCCGUCGCAGUCAGAGAUCGAAGCCGCCGCCGCUUCGACCGAACCGCACUCCCCAGUUUCCAAUGUCAAAGGCCUUGCAUUCGAUCGUUUCUUUCAAGUGUGGCUCGAAAAUAUCGAUUACGAAGAUGCCGAGGCGGAUGAAAACAAGCAGUGGCUGGCCUCUCAAGGAAUCACACUGACCAACUUUUAUGCCACUACACAUCCUUCCGAACCGAACUAUUGUGCUGCCGCCGGCGGUGACACGUUCGGCAUGGACAAUGACGAUUUCAACCAAAUCCCUUCGAACGUGUCGACUAUUGCCGAUCUUCUUGACACGAAGCAAAUUGCCUGGGGAGAAUAUCAGGAGCACAUGCCUUAUCCUGGAUUUCAGGGAAACGACUAUCCUAACCAAAAAACAAAGGCAAAUGACUAUGUGCGCAAGCACAAUCCGUUGGUCUUGUACGACUCGGUCGCUGAGAACAGCACUCGCUUGCGCCAAAUCAAGAAUUUCACUCAUUUUGACGAGGAUCUGAAGAACAAGAAGUUGCCCCAGUGGGCUUUUGUGACUCCUAACAUGACGAACGAUGCACAUGACACUAACAUCACCUUUGCCGCCAAGUGGGAGCGUAACUGGAUGACGCCUCUUCUUAAGAACUCGUAUUUUAUGGAUAACACCCUGGUUUUACUCACCUUUGACGAGGACAAUACGUAUCCGAAGGGCAAUAAAAUCUUUAGCAUCCUUUUGGGUGGUGCCAUUCCGGACAACCUCAAGGGCACCAAGGACGAUACGUUCUACACUCACUAUUCGGUCAUUGCAACGAUGUCCGCUAACUGGGGUCUGCCAUCUCUCGGCCGCUGGGACUGCGGCGCUAAUCUACUUGAGAUCGUGGCAAACAAGACUGGUUAUGUGAACUAUGAAGUUGACACUACACACCUUCACCUCAAUGAAACAUACCCUGGCCCCAUGUCUAAUGGUGACUAUUCUGAAUACUCACCCGAGUGGCCCAUUCCUUUAACGGAGGGAGAAUGUUCUGCUGGCCAUGGAAUCCUUGAUAUUGUCAAGGAAACCUACAAGGGCACCAAGCCCACCUUCAAUUAUACAAGCCCGUUCCCUUACGAUACCAAGAGUGGCUACAAUGAAGAUGUGACAGCGACCAGGAAGAGUUCUCUCAAUGGAAGAUCCUCGGCCUCUUCCACUUCUCCCGAAUCUACUGCCAAUUCUGGCAGUUCAUUGACCUUGCCGCUUGUUGGGUCAGUUACUGGAAUUUUCAUUGGGGUUGUACUAGGACACUUCUAA